Molecule: messenger RNA, 1212 nt
Organism: Nothobranchius furzeri (turquoise killifish)
Lineage: Eukaryota; Metazoa; Chordata; Actinopteri; Cyprinodontiformes; Nothobranchiidae
Gene: aimp1b
Product: aminoacyl tRNA synthetase complex interacting multifunctional protein 1b
Molecular function (GO): tRNA binding
Source: RefSeq, a predicted model, not a curated record
CUAAAUCUUUUUUAGGAUGAAGCGAAGCUCGUCUCUGCAGAGGCAUGUGACCUUUGACCUCCAGCAUCAGACCGCUUUGGCUCCGGCUGGAGAUGGGAGCAGACAGCUGACCGAGUCUGAGCCAAGCACACGGUGGGAGCGAGCGGCUGACCUACAGCAUGGACGACGUCGACACCCUGUUUAAUCCCAGCCUGGCAGCGGCGCUGAAGAAGCUGGAUCCCGAGGAUGGCGAGCAGAUUCUGGAGUACUUUAAAACCCACGCCUUGAUGAGCAGAGAAAAGGCUUUGCUGCAGUCGUCGGUCCGAGAGCAGAAGAAGCUGCUGGUGGAGAACGCCAAGCUGAAGAAGGACAUCGAACAGCUGAGAGUUCAGCUGCAGGACAAGCAGAAGAGACGCAGCGCAAAACCUUUUCACUCUCAGGCCCCGCCUCCUCAGAGUUUUAGCUCUACCCCGGCCACGCCCAUCCCCCCAGCUGGAGCAGCUGUACCUGAGACCCCGCCUCCUGCCUGCCCCUCCCACGAGGGGAGGGAGAGGCAGACCUGGAGGAAGAGGGGAGGGAGAAAAGCUCCUCCCAUUUCAGACCCCCUCGCUCUGGGGGCGGAGUCUCGGAUUGACGCGUCACGUCUGGAUCUGCGAGUUGGGAAAAUUCUUGGUUCUCGUCGCCACCCGCUGUCUGAAGCGAUGAGUGUCCAGGAGGUGGACGUGGGAGAAAACUCCCCCCGGGUGGUCGUCAGCAGACUGGGAGGGAAAUCCGACGUGAACCAGGAGGUGCGAGGCUCUUUAGCGGUGUUGCUAUGCAACGUCAAACCAUCAAAGAUAAGGGGUGUGGUUUCCCAAGCACGCCUUCUCAGUUGCUCCGCCUCUGAUGACCACGCUGAGCUUCUGCUUCCACCUGCAGGCUCCGCCCCUGGAGACCGAAUCACCUUCCUGAACUAUCCAGGCGAACCAGACCGGGAGCUGCAGUCCAAACUGAAGAUCUGGGAGCUGCUGCAGCCUGACCUGCAGGUGGACAGCAGGGGCGUGGCCAACUACAAAGGCAGCGGGUUCGAGGUCAAGGGGAAGGGUCUCUGCAGGGCCCCCUCCCUCAUGAACUGUCCCAUCAGAUAGACACAGAUCAAUGUUGCUUUUAUUUUGAAAAGCCUGCCCAGCUGUGGAUCAGCACCCAACAUUUCACGGGUACGAGAAGAAGAUUAAAGUUCUGUCAGAACCUCAA